Molecule: messenger RNA, 2768 nt
Organism: Drosophila grimshawi
Lineage: Eukaryota; Metazoa; Arthropoda; Insecta; Diptera; Drosophilidae
Product: serine/threonine-protein kinase Nek8
Exons: 9
Coding region: 186-2711 (841 amino acids)
Biological process (GO): protein phosphorylation
Molecular function (GO): protein kinase activity; ATP binding
Source: RefSeq, a predicted model, not a curated record
AUCGAACUGUCAAUUACCACUGAUGGCCUUAUGAUAUCCUGGGGUCCAUCUGUAUAUAUGUGGCGCCUAGCAACCACAAUUUGUCCACAACGAAGAUACGUGACAAUGUAUCUCUUAGAAAGAGAUACCAGUUGUAGUUGGAUUUUUGGGCUGCUUUGACAAUCGUCACGAUUCACUUGGAUGACAUGAAAAAGUUUCGGAAUAAAGCGAGCUCCUUGCCAAUCUUCAAUGGACGCAUUACAGACGCAACCACAUUGACAACAACAUCGCUGCAGCUGCCACUGGUUGCUGCACAAAAUAAGAAUCCGCCCUCCUCUCGCAAACGUAGCUCCCGGGCCUUACCCACAGUUUUCACCAUUACGGACGGCAACACAGGGGCACCUAGUACAUCUCUGGCUGAGGCAAUGUCCACAAGUCAAAUGCCGCAAUCCCCGGAUCAACCGUUUCAGCAAUUGAUGGUGCCGAAGGAGCAGGAGGAGGAGCAGGUGAUUCACAUAGCCGGCACCGAGCUGGCCAACUACGAAAAGGUGCGCGUUGUCGGUCAAGGUUCCUUUGGGAUUGCCAUCCUCUAUAGGCGCAAAUUUGAUGGUCAUCACAUUGUGUUUAAGCAAAUCAAUUUGAGUGAAUUGUCGCCGCCGGGUCGCGAUUUAGCCAUGAACGAGGUGGAGGUCUUCUCCAAGCUGCACCAUCCCAACAUAGUCAGCUAUCUGGGCAGCUUCAUCAAGGAUAACACGCUGCUCAUUGAAAUGGAGUAUGCCGAUGGCGGCACUCUGGCCCACAUCAUUGCCGAACGACAGGGCAAACAACCCUUUCCGGAACGCUACAUUAUUGCGGUCUUUGAGCAGAUAUCCAGCGCUAUUAAUUAUAUGCACUCUGAGAACAUUUUACAUCGCGAUCUGAAGACAGCGAAUGUGUUCCUCAACGGCCGAGGGAUUGUGAAAAUUGGUGACUUUGGCAUAUCCAAGAUUAUGAACGCAAAGAUUCACGCACAAACAGUGCUUGGCACACCCUACUACUUCAGUCCCGAGAUGUGCGAGGGCAAGGAAUACGAUAAUAAAAGUGACAUCUGGGCCUUGGGCUGUAUUUUGGGUGAACUGUGCUGCUUGAAGAAGACUUUUGCCGCCUCCAAUCUAUCGGAGCUGGUGACAAAAAUCAUGGCUGGUUCUUAUACAGCUGUGCCACUCGGCUACACUUCGGGAUUGCGCAGUCUUAUGGCCAAUUUACUGCAGGUGGAUGCGCCAAGGCGACCCACUGCAUCCGAGGUAUUGGUCUAUUGGAUACCCUUAAUAUUUCGCAGCCUAGGCAAGAAUAAAGGUUACACCUAUGAGGAUAAUGUGAGCAGCAAUGGCUCUUUGUCAGCUGCACCAAAUUCACUUUUUGCCAGCCGCAGUAAUUUGGACAUGGAGCUGCCCACCGCCCAAACAGAGACCAGGAAGCUGAUGAGUGCCGAGACUGUUGCACCACAUGAGGUUAUCGAGAAGCGUUCUGUUCUGUACCAGUUGAAGUCAUUUGGAAACAGCUUCAGUAUGAGUCCCAUACAACUGCCACCAAAGGCUUUCAUUGUCUGUGUGGCGAUGAGUGAGUCACAUUUUGUGGUGAUUAACGAUGAUGGAUCAGCAUAUGCCUGGGGCGAGGGCACUCACGGCCAACUAGGUCUGACCUCGCUGGAGACCUGGAAGCAUUAUCCCGGUCUGGUGCAGAGUGUACGCAAUUAUCACAUGGUCAGCGCUUGUGCCGGCGAUGGCUUCACUGUAUUCCUAACACAGUCUGGCAAUCUGCUCAGCUGUGGCAACAAUCUCAAGUUUGCUCUCGGCCAGGAUGAACAAAGGGACUAUUUCACGCCCAAGCUAAUUGUUAAACUGGCAGAUGUCCGCAUCGAGCAGAUUACGGCCGGAAUGCAUCACGUUAUGGCCCUGAGUCGCGAAGGUGCCGUCUACGUGUGGGGCACAAGCUCCACGGGGGCACUGGGACUGGGAAAUUACCAGCAACAACAAAAACAUCCACAAAAGAUACUCUUGUCGCAUGUGAAGAGCAAACCCAUGCAGAUAUUCUGCGGACCAGACACUUCAGCCGUACUCUUUACCAAUGGGGAACUGCAUGUGUGUGGCAGCAAUGAUUACAACAAACUGGGCUUCAAUCGUACUGCAAGGAUCACAGCUUUUAAGAAAAUACAACUGCCUCAUAAGGUGCUAAAGGCAUGUUUCUCGUCCACACAUUCGGUGUUCCUAAUUGAGGGUGGCUAUGUCUACACAAUGGGCCGCAAUAAGGAAGGACAACGAGGCAUCCGGCAUUGCAAUACUAUGGAGCAGCCCACCCUGGUGGAUGCAAUACGUUCCCGUUACAUUGUGAAAGCAAAUUGCAAUGAUCAGUGCACCAUAGUUGCCUCGGAGGAUAAUAUUAUCACUGUGUGGGGCACCCGUAAUGGUUUGCCGGAAAUUGGGUCCAGCAGCAGUGCCUUAGGUCUGGAGGUCUGCAAUCCGAAUGCUGAAAUGGAGCUGAGCAACAAUACGGCUGCAUUUACCAAUUUCCUGGCAUCGGUCUACAAGUCCGAAUUAAUUAUGGAACCAGUGGAUAUAUUGGCGCUGUACUCAUCUAAGGAGCAAUGUGAACGUGGAUACUAUGUCCAGGUGAAUGAUGUGUUUCCUCUGGCACACAGCGUAUUGGUGAUGGUAGAAACCACGACACCACUCAUAUCCUCCUUUGAGGGAUAACUUUCAAAGACUCGCCUUUUAUCUUAUUUCUUUUAUUAAUAAAAAUUAAUGAAAAUA